UUUUUUGACUGAGUCAUCAUCCCUAUUAUGUAUACUUACCUUUUUUAAGUAGUUUAUGUACAUAUUAUACCUUGUGCCAUAAAAGCCAAAAUAACAUAUGAAACCCAUCAACAAACGAAUGAAACAUGCCUCCAGCUAUAUUAUAAUACAGCAAAGAAAAUUGUAUUUAUUAUUAUUUGCUUUUUAUAUUGUUUUAUUUGAUUACUAACCGAAGUAUAAGCAGUAACAUAAUACACGCUAAAUGAGAAUGUUGUGCACUAAAAAACAGAUCCGAGGACAUCACAUAGCCAACCUCGACCCGUUGGAAAUAGCGAACAGCGCUUUGAUCGGUAAAAACAAACGGGAGGUGAUUCACAACAGCUACCGGUUUGGUAAGAAUUACGAGAACCUGAAGUACAGAAAGCACCAUGGUCGCUCGUUGUCUCAUACGUAGGUAGUUAUGGCGGCGAAGCAAUCUUCCUCUACAAUUUUCCAUUUGCAACAAAUAGUUAAACCACACCCACAUCAUGUCACAUUGCUGAUAUGAUGUUACGUCAAGUUACGUGGGCUUCCCCAUAUCAGAUUUUGUGCCUAGGUAACUAAUCAAUGAGGAUUUGGCUUUAAAUUAUUAACUGAUUUUAUUGUUUUGUUGUUGCAGUCGGAUUAUUUAGACUUUUUAUGAACAGAAUUUAUCAGCAAUGUUAACGCAAUGUCAUUUUGUAAAUGGAAUUUCUUUUAUUUUUAUUUGCAUUUAUUUUUAAUUUGAUGUCUGUUCGUAAAUCGAUUCGGAAGCUGGUGGCCAUAACUACAAAUUCAUAAAGAAAUGUGGAUGUAACGCACAGGUCCUCGGCUCGCACGCGCUGUUGCUCAUCUCUAUGACCAUCAAAGUAUUCACGAUAUGCACGAUACCCAUAUGGUUUAUCUAUUACUAUGAUAUUAUUUGCAUGCCUGUAUUUACUAGAUUGUAUGAAUUAGCAUGUACUUAUAUAACUACUGCAUGAAUAUAUUGUAUUUGUAUCUAUUUAAUAUCCUUUACUUAUCUUAUUAUCAUAAUAAAAAUAUAUUGCCAAUUGGUCGUGGUUUAUACAAAUAGAAAAGUAGUAUAUACGUAAUUGUUUGGCAUUGAUGAUGUGCUGUUUACUUCAUUCUCGGCGUUGGACUGUGGCCAGAGAAUUCAAAUGUGAAGUAUACAUAUGUAGCUAUAGUUAUAUGUACAACACUGUUGCACAUCAUAGAUUUUUCAUUUGUAUAUUGUACCAUCUUAUACAUAAACUUGUAAGUAUAUAUAAUUGUAAAUGUAGUGUUUUCGUAAGGGCGUUGUAAAGUGGGAUAAUGUUGGUUUGAUACAGUGAAACUAGUAAAGGGAUAUGAUAAAAUUUAAACUUGCUUCAUUGUCUGCUUUACCGGAAAGGUUCGUCUAAAUAUAUUGCAUCUUGGGUAUUAAAGGAUUUUUUCAACGUUCGUACUCUGAUUGCCUGUUGUAUGUUUUAGAUGAAGCCGAUAUGGACAGAGUUUUCAAAUUACCAUCCACUACUUUUAUUGGUGAAAAAGAGAAAGCGUUGCCGUUGAGGGAAAUCUUGAACCGUCUGGAGCAGGCUUACUGUAACAACAUCGGUAUCGAGUUCAUGUUCAUCAAUUCGUUAGAACAAUGCAACUGGAUCAGGCAGCGUAUCGAGCCCCCCAACGUUGGCAAGAUGAGCAACGACCAGAAGAGGCUGAUCCUCGCUCGUCUCACCAGAUCUGCUGGAUUCGAAAACUUCUUGGCGAAGAAAUGGUCUUCAGAGAAACGUUUCGGUCUGGAGGGUUGCGAGAUCUUGAUCCCAGCGAUGAAGCAGGUCAUCGACGUCUCCACGCGCCUCGGAGUCGAGUCUAUCAUCAUGGGCAUGCCUCACAGAGGUCGUUUGAACGUCGUCGCCAACGUGUGCCGCAAGCCCCUUCACCAGCUAUUCACACAGUUCGCCGCUCUCGAAGCUGAAGAUGACGGCUCCGGUGAUGUGAAGUACCACUUGGGUACAUACAUCGAGCGUCUGAACCGCGUGACGAACAAGAACAUCCGCUUGGCAGUAUGCGCCAAUCCAUCCCACUUGGAGGCGGUUGACCCGGUCGUACAGGGCAAGUGCCGAGCUGAGCAAUUCUACCGCGGUGACAACGAGGGCAAGAAGGUAAUGUCCCUCCUGCUGCACGGUGACGCGGCGUUCGCCGGACAGGGCGUGGUGUUCGAGACGAUGCAUCUGUCGGACCUGCCCGCCUACACCACGCACGGCACCAUACACAUCGUCGUCAACAACCAGAUCGGAUUCACCACUGACCCCAGGCACUCGCGCUCCUCUGCUUACUGUACAGACGUGGCGCGCGUGGUGAACGCUCCGAUCUUCCACGUGAACGGCGACAACCCGGAGGCCGUGAUGCACGUGUGCAACGUGGCGGCCGAGUGGCGCGCCACCUUCCACAAGGACGUCGUCAUCGACAUCGUCAGCUACCGCAGGAACGGACACAACGAGAUCGACGAGCCCAUGUUCACGCAGCCUCUCAUGUACCAGAAGAUCCACAACACUAAGCCAGUUCUGGAGAAAUACGCCGACCAGCUGAUCAGCGAGGGCGUCGUCACCGCUGCGGAAGUAAAGGACGUCAAGGACAAAUACGAGAAGAUCUGUGAGGACGCAUACACACAGGCCAAGCAGGAGACACACAUCAAGUUCAAGGACUGGCUCGACUCGCCCUGGUCUGGCUUCUUCGAGGGCAAGGACCCGCUUAAGAUGUCCCCAACUGGUGUGGUAGAAGAGACCCUGGUGCACAUUGGCAAGCGUUUCUCUUCGCCCCCUCCCAACGCGGCCGAGUUCGAGAUCCACAAGGGUCUGCUCCGUAUCCUGAAGGCGCGUAUGGCCAUGGUGGAGAACAGACAGGUAGACUGGGCGCUGGGUGAGGCCAUGGCCUUCGGAUCCCUGCUCAAGGAAGGCAUCCACGUCAGACUGUCCGGCGAGGACGUCGAGCGUGGAACUUUCUCACACAGACAUCACGUGCUCCACCACCAGAAGGUGGACAAGGCAACAUACUGCUCCCUGUGCCACCUGUACCCCGACCAGGCUCCCUACACUGUCUGCAACAGCUCACUCUCUGAAUACGCCGUGCUCGGUUUCGAGGUGGGUUACUCGAUGACAAACCCGAACGCCUUGGUACUGUGGGAGGCUCAGUUCGGAGACUUUAACAACUGCGCGCAGUGCAUCAUCGACCAGUUCAUCUGCAGCGGACAGGCCAAGUGGGUGCGACAGUCCGGACUCGUACUCUUGUUGCCUCACGGCAUGGAGGGCAUGGGCCCCGAGCACUCCUCAGCCAGGCCGGAGAGAUUCCUCCAGAUGUGCGCUGACGACCCCGACUACAUGCCCCCCGAGAGCCCCGACUAUGAAGUGCGUCAGCUCCACGACUGCAACUGGAUCGUGGCGAACUGCUCGACCCCGGCUUCGUACUUCCACAUCCUGCGACGACAGAUCGCACUUCCCUUCCGCAAGCCUCUCAUCCUUAUGACCCCCAAGUCUCUGCUGCGUCACCCCGAGGCCAAGUCCUCAUUCGAUGAAAUGAAGGAUGGCUCAAGCUUCAGAAGAGUUAUCCCCGACGAGGGCGUGGCAGCCCAAGACCCGAACUCAGUGCGCAAGCUGUCGUUCUGCACAGGCCGCGUCUACUACGACCUGCUCAAACACAGGCGCGAAAAGGGUCUUGAAAAGGACAUCGCUAUUGUCAGAGUGGAACAAAUCUCGCCGUUCCCAUACGAUCUGAUCAAGGCUGAAAUUGAGAAGUACCCGAACGCGAACAUUGUCUGGAGCCAGGAGGAACACAAGAACUCUGGCUACUGGGGCUAUGUGGAGCCACGAUUCCGCACACUCUUACAGAACCAGAAGACCGUCAGAGUAAAGCCACAAAGUGGUAACUGGUUUACUCAGCUUUUCGGCCGGGAAGAGAAGCCUGUCUCAGGCGAGGCUGAACCAGUGCCGCGUACCAUUAGCUACCACGGACGUGCUACGGCCGCGGCCCCCGCCACCGGAUCCAAGGCAGCUCACAACAAGGAGCUGAGGAACCUUCUCGAAGAGUUCUGCGUGCUAUAAGCGAUUAUUAACACACGAACAUACGCGACGGUAGAACGGAAUGGCUAGCUUAUGCUCCUAAUACACAUCUCUUAGAUAAAAAUACAAAUAGUCAGCCAUUUACGGAUCAAAACUGUCCGUGUACACUUUUAGAACGUUACAAACCAACAUACUGUUAUAGUAGACAACAUUUUUAUGCCAUAUUGAAACAAAAUCACAUUGUAACAGAAUCUAAAUACCUACGUAAUCUAUCUCGAAACGUAAUUUAUCUUUGACAUGAUCAUUUAUUUUUGUCGAACGAAAUUUAUUUUUGUAAAAUAUUAAAAUGUUAAUUUUCUCCUUACUCUCAGUAUUUUGUUGUAAUUCUCUUCAUGUUUAGGUAGAUUAGUUAGAUAAAUUAUUAUUUAUUUAUUUAAUGUAGCGUACGUGAUCUGUAGAAACUACAUAAUUUAUUUUUAUUGUAAAAGCAAUAUAACGUAGUCUCCACUUAUGAUGUUGCGUACUAGAUUAUAAUUACUUACUGAAACAAAUGGUACAUUAAUUACAAAAUGGCGAUACCUACGCUCGUUGUAUUAUUUUCAUGUACAUAAAUUUAUUAUUUUUUUAUUCGAUUAUUUUGUCAUUAACGGACUUGAAGUAAAGACGUUCCUUUUGCUAGUCUUGGGGAUACGUACAUAUAAAUGGUAAAGUUAUUAAGUAGAACAGUAAUCGCACUUGGCGAGCGAUAAAGUUUAAAAUCUCGAUUUUAUUGUGGGCCUGAGCGGGACUUCUGAUGUGUAGCGUUGACGCUCACCGUGCCCCGCGCUCACUUAUUGUGAUAUAUUUACAAAGUUAUACAUUUUACCCAUAUAAUUUUGAUAUUAAACAAACGUCCGUAUAAAUAGAGUAACUUACAUAAAUUAAUCGGAUUGCUCCGACUCGAAAUGGUGAAGUCAAAAGCGGUUAUUGAAAUUGUAAACCGAAUUAUUAAUUCAUUAAUAAGUUUUGAUUAAAAGUAUUGAAUAUAAUCUUUGGUUUCAAAUUUUAAGUACCUACUAAUACCAUUAUUUGCUGAUACGCUUAAUUAUCCUUCGCUUGCAAGUGCGAUUGUUACCAAUACAAUAGUUGUGCUUACGGCACUGUACAUGAGAUAUUAUUAGUUAGUGAGUAAAUGUAUGUCUAGUAACUAGGCACCAGUUUAAAGUAAAUUGCACCUUAGUACAUAAAAUGUAUGUAAUAGUGGUCGUUUUGGUUUGCAACCUCCCGACCCCGCGCAUAGGUUUAGUUCGCUGAUAGUUACCGCCGUUGUGAACGGCACCUUGUAAGGGAUAACACCAACAUCCAACGCUUUGUAUAAAUAAACCGACACAUACAAUUAUAUUAUCUUGUCUGUAGUCAAUCUUCGAAUGUAUGUCGUUACCUAAAAUGUACGUAGUUGUAAAGGAAAUCGUAAUUGUCUCAUAUUAGUGACAGGUACCUACUAGCCACGUGUAAAAUUAAGCUUUAUUCAAACCUAGUAUUAUGUGACAUUCAAUCUUAACUUUUAAUGCGGUUUAGCUUUCUAACACUAUUCGCAUGUGUAGGUGCAUUGUUUUAUUGUUAAAUUUAACAUAUUUUGAUGUUCACGUAUUUUCGAUAUUUUAUAGGCUCAGGACGCCAUUGAAGAAAUUCAUAUUUGAUAAUAGAUAUUCUUUUGGCAAGUACUACCUGAGUCAUUUAUUGCUAAAUGUUAGUUUGAUUUAGUUAUUUACAAUAAAUAUACUUUUAAUUGAAA
Molecule: messenger RNA, 5808 nt
Organism: Spodoptera exigua (beet armyworm)
Lineage: Eukaryota; Metazoa; Arthropoda; Insecta; Lepidoptera; Noctuidae
Source: the annotation of a GenBank genome assembly